Messenger RNA from Uranotaenia lowii, 3219 nucleotides. RefSeq lists its product as uncharacterized. Lineage: Eukaryota; Metazoa; Arthropoda; Insecta; Diptera; Culicidae. The transcript is spliced from 4 exons. Gene Ontology annotation, biological process: regulation of transcription by RNA polymerase II. Gene Ontology annotation, cellular component: nucleus. The record is from RefSeq and is a predicted model, not a curated record. Gene Ontology annotation, molecular function: protein binding. The coding region runs from base 61 to 2172 and encodes 703 amino acids.
GUUUCCAGCGAAAAAAAAACACCUGUCAAAAUUACGCCCCCGUCGGGAACGCAGAUCAAAAUGCUGCCGCAACAGUAUUGCCUCCGGUGGAAGUACCACCACAGCAAUCUGCAGACGAUGUUCUCACAGCUGCUGGAUCGAGGUUGCUUCUGCGAUGUGACGUUGGCUUGCGAGGGUCGCACAAUCCGGGCCCACCGGGUGGUCCUGUGUGCCUGCAGCACCUACUUCGAUCAGCUGCUCACCAACUGCACCAGCAGCGAGAAGGACCCGAUCAUCAUCAUGCGGGACGCCAAGUUCGAGGACAUCAAGUGUCUGAUCGAGUUCAUGUAUAAAGGGGAGAUCAAUGUGGAGCACGGUUCUCUUGCUUCUUUGUUGAAGACAGCUGAGGAGUUGAGGAUAAAAGGGUUGGCGGAAGUUUCCUGGCGGGACGACGAAAGUGCCGGAAGCGAUACGAGCGGAACGAAUAACAACAAUAAUAAUAGCCUCACGGUUAAGAAUGGCAACACUGGAGGUGCCGGAAAUAGCGGCAGCAGCAGCAGCAGUAUUAAAAUCGUUGAGACCAAGAAGCUUUUGGCGCCGCAGCACUCACAGCAAGGUAGCGCCUCGUCGCUCACGCCACUGACCGUUAGCAGUUUGGAGACACGGAUGGCCGAUUCGCCAAAUUUGCCGCUGUUGACUCCACUGACGGCUGGGUCGCCCCUGAAUCCCGCCAGCUGUGCCUCCCCGAACAACUACUUCGGCAACAAGAAAAAACGUGGCCGACCGCCGCUGGACGAAGAGUACGACACCUUUCAGCAAAUACCCAAAAUCGCGCACGUUGAAGGUGGCGCCGGAAGUUCGACUCCAUUCACCUCGACCUCGCAGCUGGUGGCCGUUAUGAUGGAUGACAGUUCAAGCGAACAAACUCCGCCGCAUCAUCAGCUGUCUCAACAGCAUCAACAGCAAUCUCAAAUCAGUGCCACGUCCGCCUACCUGGAGCAACAGAGCCGACCUCCGCAAACCCUGCACGAGAUGGACUUCGACGAAGAGGCUCACAUCCCGCGGCGAUUGAUCCCCAAACUAGAGCGACCGGACACCCCGCAGGACUAUCUGGCGGCGGCCGUUGCCUUCGCAGCCGGACGGCACCACAAGUUCGAGUUCGACGAUAGCCCACCGAGCCCAAACGAUCAUCAGAGUUCCGUUUACCUGACCCCAGAAGAGAAGGAAGAGUGGAAGGACGUUAUCCAGAUGAACGACUAUCUGACCAAGGGUAGGCGACCACAGUUUUGGGAGGAGCCCUUCACCAAACGGGUCAUGGAUGGGAUCAAGAACAAAACGCUGGAGAUGAAGAAGGCGGCCAAGAUUCUGGGGGUCUCCUAUGGGACCCUCUAUGGACGGUAUAGGGAGACCUACGGCUGUCUGAAGCAUCCCUAUCGGGGUCCCUUCAUGGCAGCCACCCGGAUGAACAUGUGGUCCUCGAUGACCGGAGGCGGCGCCGGAGGUGGUUCGAGCGGCGAUGUUGGAGUAGCCACUACCACCGACAUCCUCGGAAUGCUUCAGCGGGGCAUCAUCAGCCUGCAGCGGGCAGCCGAACUGAUGCACACCACACCCUCGACCAUCACCGCCUAUCUGGAGCAACUCCAGGAAGCGGCCGCGUCUCAACCGGACCCGGAACACCUGGCAGCAGCGGCAGCGGCCGCAGUUGCGAUGGCCGAAGAGGAACGAUCGCUGCGAGAACAGCACCAUCAGCAGCAGCACCAAAAUUCGCUCCCUCCUCCUCCCCAGCUCCAUCCCCACCCAACGCUCUCGACGCUGGUUUCCGCAGCUCAAUUCGAUCAGCAAGCGUUUCGAAUCAAGCCGGAAAUCAGUAUAUCCCCGCUGAAGAAAUCUACCCCACCCACCAGCUCCGUCAGUAGCGUUUCCGUUUCGCCGCCAUUAGUGACUCUGGCACCGGCCAGCUCCCUCUAUCCGACGGAGGUUUCCGUUCCCAUUAGCAGUAGCAACAGUAGCAGCAGCAGUGCCAAUAAUCCAGCCACCAUCAUCAGCACCGCCACCAGCAGCAGUAGCAGUGUGAUCAGCCUGAUCAGCACCGCCACAAGCAGCAGCAGCAGCAGUGCCAUGCCGUCUACAUCGAUGGCAACAACAACAACAACGGCAAUGCCGCAGCAACAGCAGCUUUCGAGCAAUAUCUAAACCGGAAAUUCGGUUCCAAACAAAAACAAAAGACACGACGCUACACCGUGCCAUAUUGUUCUGAAGCCGGACGGAAUCGAAAGUUCAAAGCCAACGCGUAACAGAAACGGCUAACCUAAACUAACUAAAAAAAACAGAAACAUAGUAAGAGUUAAGGCGGAGAAAAAAAAACAUUGUAAUAUCAAAUUGUGAUUUAUGUUCUUUAGUUAGGAUAAUAGUAUAGCUACUAAAAAAAAGUUCAUUCUAAAUGAAGUUAAGCCUCCAUACCACCCUCUUUUCACGUAUACAGAAGUACGACACAAACAGAAUUUUCGUUUUAUCAGAAAGCACGUGUAAACAAUUGAGGUUAGGUUAGAGUAAGUUAGAGAGUUAUUCAGUUAAGUUGUAUCAGUUCCAUUCACUUUAAACGUUACUCUACCGAUUGAAAGAGUGUUGACGGUGUUCUAGCUCGGCUUAACACAGCUUUUGGUGCUGCUUUUGAUUGAUUCAUAAUCAAUGCGUUGUCUAAAUGCAGGCGUUUUAUGACAUCUUUUCCAUCACAAAAAAAAAGUCGUUUAGGCCUUGAAAUGUUUUAAAAAUAUCCAACGGAGUCUAGCGAGAAACCUGGAAAACUGUGUUAAGCUGACGUAGAACGCAAAAACAACAACACAAACUUGACGAUUGAUUUUAAACUCUAUUGUUUCCUAUUAUUUUGAUGUCCUUAACGUCGUCGGUUCGAUAUUAGUUUAGUUUAGAUUGUUUAGCAGUCCCUAGCAGUGGGCGAGAAUGAAAACGGUGCUUUUUGAGAUAGGUUUUCUGAUUUAGUUAGAUUGUUUUAUAUUUUGUAGCUUUUAUUAACGGACACACAUUCUCGUGAGGCGUUUGAAAGCAAACAUUGAUUGACUUUGAUAUGGAUUCGAAUUUUUGUGUUUUUUUUUCAAACAAGUAUCAAGAAACAAGAACGUAUUAUUCGAAUUCAGUAAUAAAAAAAAUUGUCACAAUUCGAUCAGAAAACAGCAAGCAGAAUUCUGAAUUUAGAAACAAAACUCAUAAUCGUAAGGAAAGAAA